Molecule: messenger RNA, 741 nt
Organism: Ostreococcus tauri
Lineage: Eukaryota; Viridiplantae; Chlorophyta; Mamiellophyceae; Mamiellales; Bathycoccaceae
Product: Thioredoxin-like fold
Exons: 1
Coding region: 1-741 (246 amino acids)
Biological process (GO): protein folding
Cellular component (GO): endoplasmic reticulum
Molecular function (GO): protein disulfide isomerase activity
Source: RefSeq, a predicted model, not a curated record
AUGGUGACCGCGCUCGGGAUCUCGCGCGCGGUGGGGGCGACGGCGACGGCGACGGGCGGUGGCGAUGCCGUAAGUGAUCGAUCGAACGCGUUCACGCGAGGGCCGGACGGGGAGGUGGUGGAUCUCACGGAGACGAAUUUCGACGAAGCGUUGACGCGCGGGACGCCGGUGCUCGUCAAGGUGUACGCGGAUUGGUGUAAACACUGCCAAGCCCUGGCGCCCGUGUGGGGGGAGGUCGCGCGAGAACUGGAGGGUGAGCUCUUUGUCGCUCGCGUGGACGGACCGAAGAAUCGAUUGUUGGUGAAGAGAAUCGGGGCCAAGGGAUACCCGACGAUCGCGCUCUUCAAGGGUGGAAAGAUGUACGAAUACGAUAGCGGAGAUCGAAGCGUCCACGCCUUGGUGAGCUUUGCGAGGAAGGAUUAUAGAAAAGUGAAAUCGCACGCGUUUUUCCACGCAGUUUGGUUCUCCCGAGCGCUGCGAGCGCUGUACGCGGUGCCGGCGUUCGGGCAAAAGGCGUACGGGUACCUCCAUCGAGAGUUGCACAUGAGCAACGUGGCGAUACUGUUCUUGACGCUCUGUGUGCCGGUGACGGCGGGGAUGUUCGCCAUAUUCGUCGCGGACAUGUUGAUUGUUCGACACGUGUUACAAGAAACUCGGCGAAUGUAUCGACCGCAGGGCAAUGGGCAGGGUGGAGGCCUCGCGCCGCCACCGCCACCCCCGCGUCGCCCGCACUUUGAUUGA